Molecule: messenger RNA, 1806 nt
Organism: Physella acuta
Lineage: Eukaryota; Metazoa; Mollusca; Gastropoda; Physidae
Source: RefSeq, a predicted model, not a curated record
AUGUUUUAUCUAGAUUUGACUACACCUUCAUCAAAAUCUCUUAUCUGGACUAACGCCAUUUUUCAGCGACCGGCGUCAAGGAUUGAUGAUGUGGGACAGGCGUGUAUCCCACCCCCGUUAAGGGUGGACGACCCUGUCAUGAUGUCUUAUGUAAAAACACUUCCGCCCAUUGUGUGUGAGGGGGAGAGAGAUUGGGUGUUCGUCGAUAAUGGUACCUUAAGGUUCACCAAACACGCCAAGGAGACGUACGGAAACUUCAGCUGCAAGUUUUACAACUUGGUGCGCAUUCACGAAAAAAAUGUUACGUGGGGAGCUGUUUACGCGAACGUUCAAGAAGGCUACAGAAUUCCUGGAGAUUUCUUUAAAGUCGAAUGCAAGUCAGCUAAGGGGGAUAAUUCCAGUGUAGAAAUUCACGCAGGAGUUGCAUACACUCACGAUCGAGCUAGCAGACCGGAAGUGGAUUUAACCCAAGGCCUUGAAGGGCUGAGUAUUGCUAUUAUUGGGUUCGACUCACUCUCAAGGUUGUCGUGGAUGCGCCGCUUGCCGAAAACACGGGAGUAUUUUCUGGGGCUGGGCGCCAUAGAACUGGAGGCGUAUAAUGUAGUAGGGGACGGGACCACGGCCGCUAUGUUUCCUAUGCUGUCUGGCAAGUUUGAGUGGGAACUCCCCAAAUGUGGCUUGAACAAAAAAGACGCCAUUCCUAUGGACGAGUUCCCCUUUAUCUGGCACGAGAUGCAGAAAGCUGGGUACCUGACGUCAUGGUCAAACGGCCUGUCCGGCGCCUUCAACUGGAGGUUUCUGGGCUUCAACCAGCAACCCACAGACUUCUACACCCGUCCUUACUUCUACGCCGUUCGCCCUGGGAGAACAUUUAAACGUCCGUGUAUUGGGGAGAAGAGAACGAGUCAAGUGUGGCUAGAAUUCUUUCGGGAUAUUUUCCUAAUGUACCCGAAAAGGAGGAAGUUUCUGUUUCAUUUCUACUCGGAAAUGACGCACGAGGACAAUAAUCCAAUAACUAGGAUUGACGGGGAACUAAAAGAGAGCAUCGAGUUUUUGUACAAGGGAGGCUAUCUGGAAAACACAGUACUGAUACUCAUGGGAGACCAUGGUGCUAGGUAUGGUAAGAUGAGGUCCACCUUGCAAGGAAAACUAGAAGAAAAACUGCCCUACUUCUCGUUCUUGUUUCCGAAAUGGUUUGGAACGAAAUACCCUCAGGCUUUGAAGAAUCUUAGAACAAACGUGAAUCGAUUGACAACCCCUUUUGAUAUACAUGAAACUUUCAAAGAUUUUUUGAAAUUUGGAGGGACAGGGAUGGGGAAUGUUUCGGAGAGGGGUAUCAGUUUAUUUAAGGAGAUACCGCGGGAAAGAACGUGCGCGCAUGCGCAGAUAACAUCACACUGGUGCGCGUGCUUACCAUGGAAGAAUGUCUCUGCCGAUGACGCCGAUGUGAAAGAAGCUUUGAAGUGUGUUUUGGAGACCAUCAACAAUUACACAUCGGCGUAUAGAUCAGACUGUGAAGAGCUGUCGCUAGAGAGCGUCACCCAAUCUUUGAAGCUGGAGAAUCAACCUUCCCGGGAGAGGCCGGGACGGACGGACUUGACCCUGUACCAGCUGACCUUGUACACCACCCCGGGUCAAGGUCAUUUCGAGGUCACGGUGACCUACGACCAGGCUCUGGGCCAAAUGAGUACAGGUGGAAAAGAGAUCAGCCGAAUCAACAAGUACGGUGAUGAUUCUGCCUGCAUCUUAAAAAAGGAUACCCAAAUUAAACAGUAUUGUUACUGUAGAAAAAGAAAAAAGAAUUAA